AUGUCAGAAUCAGAUACUUCUAGUAUAACCAAUGCAAGCGAAUCAACGAUUGAGACCUUUGAGUUCGACAAAGUCUUGAAGAGUCUAGAAUCAGCGGCUGAAGAUAUUAAUGAGUCAAAAGAUUAUCUUUCUUAUAGUACAUUGCUAGAUAUUUAUUUGAGUGACCCAUACAAGUAUUCUUACGAAGAAAGAGAGGAGCUCUUGGAGCAUUUACUAACAAUUCUAACUAAGAAUAAGGAAUUGACGUACGAAAUUGGAUGGGAUUUACCUAAUUUAUUAAUUUUAUACGUGGACCUGAACUUUCAAUUCGAUGGUUCCAUUAGGACAGCUCCAAAUGUGUAUAAAAUUUUAAAGAUAUUUGAAUGCUUGGCUUUGAAUGGGAAUCAUAAGGAGUUAUUUUUGAAGUGCUGUGAAUUAUUGAAUGUUAUCAAGGUUACUGACAAUAAUACCACAGAUAAUAUUGAAUUUAAAGAAAAAUUCUUUGAUAUUAAGCUUUAUUGUAUUUUUGAAUUAAUAGAUAGUUGCUUGAAGAAAAUCAAGACCUUCUAUCCUUCUAGGUUCUUGUCUAUGACAAUUUCGUCCUUUCUUAAUUUAACGCUGGCGAAUAUGGGCACCUCAAGUAACAAUCAUUUUAUUCUGAAAAGGGCAUAUGUUUUUGCAAGAAGCUAUUCUUCACCUCCAUUUCCUGAUAAGUUAGAUGAUUUAACAAAGGAAGAGGUGGAAAAGAUCAAAGCAGAUGAAGACUAUUUACAACGAAAAUUGUUAACUGGAUUUUUAACGGAAAUUGUAAGUUUGAUUGGUAAAAAAAUGUGCUCUGAUUACUCGAUGGACAUAUUGUCAUACCUUCAAGAUUUCAAGAAUAGUAAGUCAGAAAGAACCUUUGAAUAUCGUGCCGAAUCUAAUUUGGUUGAUAGAUAUACUGAAUUAGCAUUAUCGUUUGAUAUCGAUUUGAGCAAAGUUUUUAAACAGUUUAUCGUUGACUCCCAUAAGCUUUUUCAUUCUUUUGAUUAUACGAAAGAUCAAGAUGAACUUAGUGGCGAAAUAUUUGAGAGAGUUAUUAUUGAUUACCAGAAUAAUGUAUCGAAUUUUAUUGUGGAUAAUGAUGUUAAGGAACUUAAUAACUCAGUGAAUGGUUGCUUAAUUUUGUAUACACAUAAUAUUGCUUCAAAACGGAUUUAUGAUAGUGUUGAAUUAACUUUCAAUGAUGCUUUAGUCCUCACAUUGAGAUCAGUAAUACCAAGCUUAAUACAUCCAUCGUUCAGAUCCAGGUCUGUGGCAGAUUUAUGUUUAUUUUGGACGUGGCUUGCAAUCCAUAAACUGUCUAAAAAUGAUAAAAAACUUGAAUUAGAAAUAUCAAAGAUCCCCAGCAUCCUAUUGUCUAUUUACUAUCAAGUUUUAUUAUUUAUAUGUACCACUUUGAUUUCCACUCCUAAUUUUAGGUAUGGUACAUUAACAUUGUUGACUAAAAUUUUGACAUUAUCACCUGAGGACAUUUCAUUCUCUUUUAUUAAAGACUCACUAAUGAAUUGUCCUUAUGAAAACGUCAAGGCUGUUUUGAUUGGGGUUUUGAAGGAAUUGUUAACUAAGACCAAAUCAACUUCUUUAAGUGAGAAUAUGAAAAACUUAAAUAUUAAUGACUCUAGCAAGCCGGCUCCAAUAUUACCUAGUCGUGAUUUAUCGGAGAAUUCUAAUAAAUUUCUUAGGUUGAAUAAAGAGAGAGCCGAUGAUAUCUUCGAAUUGAUUGACGAAGCGAUUGAAUUGACAUUUGUUCAAGAUCCUGAAAGUGGUGACGCAGUUAGGGUUGAACUUAAUCCAUCUAAGUUCUCAACUUUAUCAGCUUAUUUGAAUCUUUUGAUCGUUCUUAAAGAUGAUCCGGUUAUUAAGGCAGACGAUUCACACAUCGAAAAAAUAUUGAAAAUUAUGGAUAAGAAUAUUUCACAAAUCAAAAAAAAUAAAAAGCCUACUUCUGAAGCUGAUAAAGCGGAAUUGAAUGCUGUCGAUAUGUUGAACAUUACGCUUGAUAGGAUAAGAGCUUAA
Messenger RNA from Debaryomyces fabryi, 2037 nucleotides. It is a transcript of the gene YBP1, whose product is annotated as Ybp1p. NCBI's taxonomy places the organism in Eukaryota, Fungi, Ascomycota, Pichiomycetes, Serinales, Debaryomycetaceae. Gene Ontology annotation, cellular component: cytoplasm. Gene Ontology annotation, biological process: cellular response to oxidative stress. The record is from RefSeq and is a predicted model, not a curated record. The transcript has a single exon. The coding region runs from base 1 to 2037 and encodes 678 amino acids.